UGAAAAAUCAUAUGAUGUCAUGUAUUGCAAUGAUUUCAAUAUAUCAAUGAAUUGAUUGAUAAAAUAAAAAUAAAAUUCAAUCAAUUAUUUUUCGGUCCGUUUUUUUUGUAUCGGUAUAUAAACCAAUUGUGUUAUAAAAUAACCGACCGUUUAGGAGACGAUACAGCACUGGUAUCAUCAGUACAGUAGAUGCCGAGCACUGGUAGCCAACAGCAUAACAUCGACACAACAACUCCGCCGACGACGACGACAUUACCGAUGGCCACACAAACACAUUCAGUAGACCCCCGGCAACAACAGUCGGCGUCCUAUUAUACUGAAGAGACUUCGGGCGGAAAGUUGACCCGAAAGGCUAGAGAUAACCCGUUUUUCCCGAUCGCGUUGACUGGUUUCGGGUGUGCGGCCCUAUACGGUGCCUACCGUUUCAAACAUCGGGGCGAUAUGCCCGUAUCACUCUAUCUGAUCCAAUUGCGAGUGGCCUCCCAGGGUAUCGCCGUCGGCACAUUGACCUUAGGAAUGGUCUAUAUGUUAGGCAAACGGCUAUACAAUAACUACUAUAAUAUACCCAAUGAUCCCAAAUAAUAGCAUUUUUCUAGUUAUUAUUAUUAUUAUUAUACGGCUAUUAAAUUGGUUAUACACUUAUAUAAAUGAUAUAUUGAUUGAUAGAUAGAU
Molecule: messenger RNA, 672 nt
Organism: Oppia nitens
Lineage: Eukaryota; Metazoa; Arthropoda; Arachnida; Sarcoptiformes; Oppiidae
Product: HIG1 domain family member 1A, mitochondrial-like
Exons: 2
Coding region: 190-582 (130 amino acids)
Biological process (GO): mitochondrial respirasome assembly
Cellular component (GO): mitochondrion
Source: RefSeq, a predicted model, not a curated record